Molecule: messenger RNA, 923 nt
Organism: Pogona vitticeps (central bearded dragon)
Lineage: Eukaryota; Metazoa; Chordata; Lepidosauria; Squamata; Agamidae
Gene: ALOX5AP
Product: arachidonate 5-lipoxygenase activating protein
Biological process (GO): leukotriene biosynthetic process
Cellular component (GO): nuclear envelope; membrane; endoplasmic reticulum
Molecular function (GO): leukotriene-C4 synthase activity; glutathione transferase activity; enzyme activator activity
Source: RefSeq, a predicted model, not a curated record
UUCCUCUAUCUGUGGUUCAUCUGACUGAGUUGCAGCACAGAACAGUGAGAGAGUAUUCUGACCCGUCUGCUGCCAACAUGGACCAAGACAUUGUGGGACACAUUGUCCUUCUGGUCAUUGUAACACUUUUAAGUGUCAUCCAAAAUGCUUAUUUUGCACAUAAAGUUGAAGACGAAAACAAGAAAACAGGCAGAACAGUUCAGCGGGCUGCUCCAUCUGCUUUUGACCGUGUCUAUACUGCCAACCAAAACUGCAGAGAUGCCUACCCAAUGUUUCUUGCUGUGCUCUGGUGUGCAGGCUUGCUGUGUAGCCAAGCCCCUGCUGCUUUUGCUGGACUGAUGUAUCUGUAUGUGAGGCAGAAGUACUUCAUUGGCUACAUGGGGGAAAGGACUCAGAGCAUCCCUGGUUACAUGCUGGGAAAACGCCUCAUGUCGUUCAUGUUCCUUAUGUCUGUGGCUGGAGUCCUCAACUACUACCUGGGCAUCAUUUUUGGAAGUGACUUUCAGAUGUAUAUAAAAACCAUAUCCAAUACCAUCUCUCCUCUGUUGCUUCUUCCUUAAAUCUCUGCAGAGAGGAAAGGGAGGAGGUGAUAGAGAAUGGAGGAAGUCACUGUGCUUAGCCAAUCAAUAUCCAGAAGCAGAUGUUUGAAAUCAACCUACAAAGCCCCUCUUUAGAUUGCCAUAAAUCUAAUGCUCCCAAGGGCUUUGUAGUUUUGAUUUAACACAGCUUUUUUCCCCUAAAAGAAAAUGAUUUAUCAUGUGCAGUUGGCAUAUCUUAGGGAGAAGAGUAAUAUUUUCUGUAAAUUAUUAGGUCCCCUUCUAGAAAUGAGUAUGUCACUGAAUUUUUAAGAGCCAGGUUCCCCCCCCCCCACUUUGCCAUUAUUUUUUAUUUUACAAGAUGCAAGGCCUUUGUGCUAAUUGUAG